This is a messenger RNA of Parathielavia appendiculata, 497 nucleotides long. RefSeq lists its product as uncharacterized. Lineage: Eukaryota; Fungi; Ascomycota; Sordariomycetes; Sordariales; Chaetomiaceae. The record is from RefSeq and is a predicted model, not a curated record. The coding region runs from base 270 to 440 and encodes 56 amino acids. The transcript has a single exon.
CGCGAGGUUCCUCACGCAGCUCAUCCGCCCAUUACGAUUUGCUCCCAACGCGUUCCAGGUUCACGUUUGCUUUACACAUAGAACGUUCAUGGUCAUCUACGGAGCAGAUUUCUCGAAACAGCCGCAAAAGUUGGAUGGACGACUAAGGUGUUAUUGGGGCUGAAAGCAGUUCCUUUUCCUUUUGUUUUCCUUCAUCACUUGACGACUGGAAGUUUAAUGAAUUCUGACUGAUGCUGAUAAACUCCGAUAAACUCGACAACCAGUUCGGAAUGAAGAUCAUCGACGAUUUCUUGCUCACGAGGUUCAAACGAGUGACGGGCCACAAGCUGCACCAGAUCGCUUGCUUCGCCCGAGCAGAGUAUUUCUACCGUGGUCUCGAAUUGAUCCUAAUGACUGGCAUGAGAAGCAUGGACCCUUCUGCACACCGGGCGCGGCCUUAGCUGCGACAUUCUGCACAUUUGGGCGCAUGAUGAUACUCCGUACCCCUUUGAGUCAAC